Lottia gigantea (owl limpet) is the source of this 2398-nucleotide messenger RNA. RefSeq lists its product as hypothetical. Gene Ontology annotation, molecular function: calcium ion binding. The record is from RefSeq and is a predicted model, not a curated record. The transcript is spliced from 3 exons. Gene Ontology annotation, biological process: homophilic cell-cell adhesion. Bases 167 to 2398 code for a protein of 743 amino acids. Lineage: Eukaryota; Metazoa; Mollusca; Gastropoda; Lottiidae. Gene Ontology annotation, cellular component: plasma membrane.
AGUAAAAGGACUAUGUUAGACACGAGAGAAGUUUUUGAUAGCAGAAAAGAAUUUCGUUGAUUAGUCAGUCGUCGUCAAGGUAUUUACUACUACAGGUGUAAUAAAAGUGAAGGAGGAGUGAUGAACUCUGGAGAAAUUUGUGAGAACCAUUAGAAAUAGUGUUGAGAUGGCGAAAAGAUAUGUGGUAUUGUGUUUCACCUUUGCUUUUCUUUGGACAGUAUGCCUGGCAGAAGUAACAUUCCGAGUGGAUGAAGAGAAACCGAAUGGAACAUUUGUUGGAAAUAUUUCGGAUUCUUCGGAUCUUCAGACGUUGUUAUCUGACGAAGUCCUUGGGUCCUUGAAAUACAGUUUCUUGGUGCAGGGAUAUCCUCACAGUGCCUUGUUUAUUAUAGUGAAUAAUACCGGAAUAAUCUAUACGUCGAAGGUCUUGGAUCGGGAAACUCUUUGUGGAUUUUCGGACUCUUGUGAUCUGAAUCUGGAGGUAGCCGUUCAAUCAACCAUUAGUCAGUUUUUUAGGAAAGAGAAAGUAAAUGUUAUCUUGAAUGACGUGAAUGAUAACAAACCGGAAUAUAGCAGUUCAUCUGUGCAGGUAGAAAUAUCCGAAUCCGUCUCCGUGAAUUCUUCGUAUCAACUUGAAGCCGCUGUGGACAGAGACAUUGGGAACAACUCUCUUAAAGGAUAUAGACUUAUAUCAGAUUCAGAUGUCUUCGGUUUAAAAACAGUACAAACAUUAGACGGUGGAUCAGUUGUCAGUUUAGUGGUCAUUAAGCUCCUUGACCAUGAAAAACGGGACAGAUAUAACGUUACUGUGAUUGCCCACGAUGGUGGCUCGCCACCCAUGAGCAGUUCACUCCUGGUAAACAUCAAAAUCAUAGAUGUCAACGAUAACUCGCCGGUUUUCUCGUCCCCUGCAUACAACAUUAGUGUUAACGAAAUCAGUGCCAUCGAUUCAGUAGUUGUCACGUUAUCUGCCACUGAUGCCGACACUUCAGCUAAUGGUGUAGCUUUGUAUCGUUUCAGUCCCUUACUGAGAGGUGACAUAACUAAGUACUUCAGUAUCAAUUCAACCAACGGUGAUGUAACUGUUAGAUCUCCAUUAGAUCUGGUACAGGGAAAAACUAUGAAGGGGGUAGUGGAAUGUAUCGACCAUGGUUCCCCACCGCUCAUCGCACAAACAUUACUAACAAUAAACAUUGCUGACACCACAAAUGAUCGUCCAAGCAUAAAUCUCAACUUACUCGCUGAUGGAAAAGUUUCGGAAUAUGCUCAGCCCGGUACCACAGUUGCACACGUAGCAGUAUUGGAUCCGGAUACAGGACGUAACGGAAUUGUUCGUUGUUUACUGCAAAGUAAGGUAUUUGAGCUGCAAGGGUUAGAUGUUGAUGAGUAUAAGAUUAUUGUAGCUAGGGGAAUUGAUCGAGAGACCGAUUCAUCAUUUGAUGUGACAUUAACUUGUGUGGACGCUGGAGAGCCUCCAUUGAAUAGGUCUGUCAGUUUCAAUGUUCAGGUUAAGGACGAGAACGACAACAAUCCACUAUUUUCAAAAAGUAUAUACCGUGGUAACAUUACGGAAAAUAACAUGAUAGGGGAUGUCGUUCUUAAAGUAUCGGCUUCGGACAUAGAUACUGGGUUGAAUGGCAAGAUUAAGUUUUCUUCUCCCGAAGUAAUUAUAGAUGUUAAAGAUGCAAAUGAUAAUAAGCCUAUCAUUAUAGCACCUAGUGGGUUAAAUAACUCAGUGUCACUGCCAUAUACUACCCCAGAAAACACCUUAUUAGUCGCAGUAUCUGCAAGAGAUGCUGAUUUUGAAGACAAUGGUGACGUUUCCUAUCUGUUCGCCCCAGGAACCCCCGGACAAAACGUAUUUCAAAUUGGAAGCCGAAACGGAUUAUUGAAAACAAAACGAGAACUUAAAAUAGAAGAUGUUGGAUCAUAUAAUUUAGUCGUGCUUGCAACUGAUGGUGGAGUUCCUCCGUUGGUAGCGAACGUAUCCAUUGAAGUUGUAGUCUUUUCUUCCAAUGAAACAAUGACAGCAUCUCAAUCCGAGGAAAAUGCAUUAGUGGUCAUCAUCUUAGGAACAUUAACAGGUGUUAUUACUGUGGCAGUCAUUAUAACAAUUGUUAUCAUUCGACGUAUGGAUAACAAAAAGAAGCACGAACAAGAGGUUAACCAUUCCAUUAAUAAUUCCAACAGACACAGUUCUGAUGAUAUCCUGAAACUAGGUGGCUCUACAUACUUGUCUAAAAAUGGCGACCUCUCGUUUGACUCCACUCACAGCAACACCAGUGUGAAUGGCUCUAAUGAUAGCCAAGACAAACUUUUGAAAGAGAAGAAACCUGAAAUAGAGGUAAGAGAAGCAUUUUUAUACUUUUUGUUCAGACGAAAGAGAAAGGCAUUUUGA